This is a messenger RNA of Strongylus vulgaris, 369 nucleotides long. The record is from the annotation of a GenBank genome assembly. Lineage: Eukaryota; Metazoa; Nematoda; Chromadorea; Rhabditida; Strongylidae.
AUGUUUGACCCUCGUGAUGGUCUACUGCCUUAUCGUGGUGCGAUGGUGACUCUGAGUGUCGAACUGCGAGUUACAACGGAGGUUUAUCCUCCAGCAGAGUCUCCCAAGCUGAGAAGGAGUUCGACUUUCCGGUUCCCGGGAUGCCCAGCUAAGACAGCUGAUAAUUCGGAACUGGAUGCUUUUUAUGAGGAUUUGGAGGAAAUCAUCCGCAAACAAAACUCCUUCUAUAAGUUAGUCGUGGAUGACUUCAAUGCGAAAAUCGAGAUGCCAGAAGAAGGGGAGCACAGGAUCGGAGGAUUCGGAACAGGACUCCGGAAUGAGAAUGAUAACCGUCUUGUUGGGCUCUCAACCGCCGCACGCCAAUUGUAA